Molecule: messenger RNA, 729 nt
Organism: Lodderomyces margitis
Lineage: Eukaryota; Fungi; Ascomycota; Pichiomycetes; Serinales; Debaryomycetaceae
Exons: 1
Coding region: 1-729 (242 amino acids)
Cellular component (GO): membrane; endomembrane system
Source: RefSeq, a predicted model, not a curated record
AUGAGUCCUCAUAUAAACCAUCAAGCACUGAGGAGAAGAGUAGGUAACCCCUACAUCACCACCAUUGACUUCAUUUCCAUUCUCAUUGGUUUCUACGGCUACACCAAAAUCACUUCAAUCAAACUACCUCCUCAUUUAGAAGGUGCAGGACACUGGCAAUUCUUGACCAACUUGUCACUAGUGUACUCCCUCUUUGUAUUUAUUGUUGGAUUCAUUGCCCAUAUUACUAAAUCGCAGUCCUUAUUCGUGUUUAAAAAUAACUUGCAUCCCAUUGGACUUGCUUUGGAGACUAUUGUUGCUGGUGUUUAUUGGCCAUUACGAUUAUUUUUCCUUCACUUGUUGACCAAGGACCCGGCAAAUUUCAACUUGCCAUUAACUACCGAUUUCGCUAUCCAUUUGAUGCCGGUGGUGAGUUUGCUCAUUGAUUAUUUGGUGUUUAUGCCAAGAUGGACCAUUAGCAAUAAUACCGCAUUGGGGUUUGUUGUAUUAUUGACAACAUUUUAUUGGUUCUUGUUGGACAAUUUGAUUGAUGUCGAAAAUGGCGGUAGCUAUCCUUAUGAAUUCUUGAAUGUGGAGAAGGAUAGUCAACGUAUUGUUGUGUUUGCUGUUGUUGCUGUUGUUGCUUUUAGUCAACUUUUGUUUAUGAGACGGGUGUAUGAUUGGGUAGUUGGUAGAACUGAGGAAGUUUCGGGAAAGAUUGAUGAAGAAUUGAACAAGAAGGAUAUAUGA